Penaeus vannamei (Pacific white shrimp) is the source of this 882-nucleotide messenger RNA. Lineage: Eukaryota; Metazoa; Arthropoda; Malacostraca; Decapoda; Penaeidae. The record is from RefSeq and is a predicted model, not a curated record.
AGGAUCCGCCCUGGCAAACCCUAGCAAUGGUACCUGUUCCCUACCCUCGCGUAGCGCUCAGGCUUGCCGCAUCAAGCGGCCGCUCAUCUUAACCGCCCGCUCUAAGCAAAUAAACUUGUUUACACCUUCCAAUCCAUCAAAAGUCACCUGACCCAUUACACGCAUAUGUUUGCAAUCACCUUGUUGAUGACAUCAUGUAUUAAUUGUCCCAUUUCUCAUCAAGGAUUUCCUUUGAUCACAGGUAAAGUUGGCCAGGUCUCUGGUCCUGCUUACACCGGGGAAAUGGGCGGCGCCAACGCACACUGUGCCAGCCACACACUUCUCCGCACGGCCAAGCCCGCUCUGGUAUAAAUUCAGCUCUUGAAGACCCGGCCAGACUGUUUCCUAUCUGUACAGAUACAAACAAUCAUUCGCAAUGGCUCGUACCAAGCAGACUGCCCGCAAGUCUACCGGAGGCAAGGCCCCCCGCAAGCAGCUGGCCACCAAGGCAGCACGUAAGUCUGCCCCUGCUACCGGAGGUGUCAAGAAGCCCCAUCGUUACAGGCCUGGUACUGUUGCCCUUCGUGAGAUCCGUCGUUACCAGAAGAGCACUGAGCUCCUCAUCCGCAAGCUGCCCUUCCAGCGCCUCGUCCGUGAGAUUGCCCAGGACUUCAAGACUGACCUCCGCUUCCAGUCCUCUGCUGUCAUGGCUCUGCAGGAAGCCUCCGAGGCUUACCUGGUCGGCCUCUUCGAGGACACCAACCUGUGCGCCAUCCAUGCCAAGCGUGUAACCAUUAUGCCCAAGGAUAUCCAACUUGCUCGCCGUAUCCGCGGAGAGCGCGCCUAAGAUUUUGGUUGCUAGCUUGCUUGCAUACAUCAAAAUCAUCCUCCUCGGCCCUUUUC